AUGUUCUGGCUCACAAAGAAAGUUUCUGAGCUUCUGGAGAUGUCUACUCACCAAAUCAACCUGCUUACUUCACCUACUUUCUUACCAAAGGUGAAGGAUCAAGGGAAAUUCACUCUCCCUUGCACACUUGGGCAUAUUGAGCUUGACAAUGCCUUGGUGGAUUCUGGUGCAAGCAUCAACCUCAUCUCACUCACAAUGGCAGAAAAUAUUGGCAUUGCUGGAGCAUUGCAGCGCCCUACUACUUCAAUCAUGUUUGGAGAUGCAACUUCUAAGUCUCCUCUUGGUGUGUUCAAGAACUAUCACUUGAAAAUUGGAGAAUGCAUCAUCCAAACUGAUCUUACUGUCAUGGAGAUGGAAGAAGAGAAGGAUCUACCUCUGCUAUUGGGAACCCCAUUCCUUAGCACAGUUGGCGCUUCAAUAGACUUUCACAAGCAAGAAGUGAUUCUUCACAAGGUGAAUAGUUUGGUGUCAUAUCGCUUGCAGCCUAGAGGUUCAGACUUUUGUGCCACAAUUGAAAGCACUACUCUCAGUUCCAAGACUCAUGAAGCUACAAAGGUUGUGAAGGAAAGGGUUGACAAAGAACCAAGAGUUGGGAAGGAUAAGGUUGAGAAGACAAAGGAGUUGAUAAGGGACCAAGGAUUGAGAAGCCACGUCUUGAGAGGGCUAGAGAAGCGCUCAAAAAGAAGGUGUAAGGCAGAGAAAAGAAAGAUCCCACCAGCUCAGGCCCUCACCAAGCCAUCUCAGCUCACAAUGACCUUGUUCCCCACCAAGUUUGAAAAUGGGAAGAUUGAGUACAAGAUAAGGUACAAGGGGAGAUCAAGACCAUUCUCUAGAGCCAAGGCCUUGGUCACUUCAGAGCAGUCCAGGGACCCAACCAAGCUAAAGGAGCUUCUGUCUCAAGUCCUCACUAUCACCCUUGAUGGUGGGACUAGCUCAACCAAUGCCUAA
Microthlaspi erraticum is the source of this 948-nucleotide messenger RNA. The record is from the annotation of a GenBank genome assembly. NCBI's taxonomy places the organism in Eukaryota, Viridiplantae, Streptophyta, Magnoliopsida, Brassicales, Brassicaceae.